Molecule: messenger RNA, 3000 nt
Organism: Trichomonas vaginalis G3
Lineage: Eukaryota; Parabasalia; Trichomonadida; Trichomonadidae
Product: UDP-glucose:glycoprotein glucosyltransferase family
Exons: 1
Coding region: 1-3000 (999 amino acids)
Cellular component (GO): endoplasmic reticulum
Molecular function (GO): UDP-glucose:glycoprotein glucosyltransferase activity
Source: RefSeq, a predicted model, not a curated record
AUGCUUUAUUUCAUAUUUGGCCUUUUCGUCUUAUCAAAUGUUGUUUUGGAAGGAAAUUGGCCAGAUACGUAUUCUUCUGACGAAGCAAUUGAGUUUAUCAAUCAAGUUCUUCCAGAAUUCAAAGAAACAGCAUUGAAAAAGAUCCAAAGUGUCGAAAAGCAAUCAAUUGAUACAAUAAUAAAUGUAUUAAACGAUACAAUUCCUGAAUAUGAACUUGGAAUGCUAAAUUAUUUACUAAGAACAAAAUAUUUUAAUCCAAGUGCUGUUUGUAAUCAACGAAAGCUCAAUCGAAAAGUGAAAUUACCCUUUUAUGGUGUCUAUCAUAAUAAUUCAAAGACUCUUCCUGACUCAACUAACUUUCAUUUCAAAUAUAUGUCAGCAUUAAAUAAAUUCGAUUCGCCGAUUGAUAAACUAAACUUUUUAACAGAAGUUUCAGCCAAUUUUUCCAUAUACGCUCCUAUAAUCAAUGAUAUUCCAGAAGAUGUUUUACUUCGUGAAGAAAUGAAGAAGAAAAAGUUCAAUACAGGUACAUCUUAUAUACUUCUCAAUGGUAGACAGAUCAGUAUCAACGAGUUAGACAUCAGUUCCGCCAUGGUACAAGAAUAUAAAAUGAAAAGAAUCAGUCAAAACUUAGGAUUAACAGAUGAACAGUUUUCUCGACAUUCAACGAUGAGUUAUUACAAUAAAUAUGUUCGUACAUAUGCCAGAGCUCCUCCAAGUGAUGCUUCAUCUACAUUAUAUGAUCCUGCAUCGAAACAUUAUAAUAAACCAAAAAGAGAAAAUUUUGAUUUCUCAUCAAAUUCGAAUUUCAUGAAUACUCCAAAGAAAAUGGUUGAAAUCAACAUGAUCAUAUUCCUUGAUGAUCCAGAGAGUCUCGGAAUGCUUCGUUUGGCCUUCGACCUUGAAAAGAAAUCAGAAAAUUAUUUGUUGAAAAUUCAUCCAACGGUUAGAAACUUAAAUGACACAAAACAACUCCAAAUCGUAACUGCUUUCUAUCAUGUUGCUUUCACAGUGUCAUCAAGAAACUGUGUUGACUUUAUCUUCGACAUAAUGAACGGAAUGAAACCAGAAAAAGCUUAUAAAAAGACAACACCAAAUGACAAAUAUAAAGAUGUGUUGAAACUCAAAGAUGAUGAUGCCGCUGUACAUGCUGUUCAUAAGAUAUAUAAUUAUACACAAGAGAUGAACAUUACUCAAUCAACUGCACUUAUAAAUAAUGUUUUCAUCUCUCAAAAACCUUUCAUGAUGACGUUUUUGGAUGAAUUGGAAGGACAAAUCAAUGAAUUAAAGAAAUUCGCAAAAGCAGGUAUUUUCAAAAUGAAUGACAACGUGGAUGAGUUCUUAAGUAACAAUAGUAUCUAUAUUAAAGGAAUGUAUCCACCUCUGAAUUUGAAUGACGAACGUUUUGUUUUUGAAUUUGAUGAUUCAAAUCACAUUGAAAUUUCUGAAGCAAUUGAAAAAAUUCUGAAGUCGGAAAAGAUAAUAAAUGAAAACAAUGAAACAUUACCUGUUGCCGUAACGUAUGGUUAUGAUACUAAUGUUAAUGCAACAGCUGUUAUUCAUCAAGAAGAAAUUCCUGAAGUUGUUAAAAAAGUUUUUAGACUUGACUCUAAAAAAGCAACAAUUAUUCCACCAUUUGUUUUCGAUAGACAAUUAACAGAUGAUGAAAUAGAUUACGCAUGCAAGGUAGUACAGAAAACAUAUAUGAUUUAUUUCAAUACUUCUUCAUUGGUUGAAAGAACAUUUGCUUUGUUUUGGAGAGGAGAUAAUCACGUGAAGAAAGCUUGGAGAUUUAAUGUUAAACCUGAAAACGCGAUUAUUGAUAUAAACAAAGAACAUCCUCUCCAAUUCAUUGUAGAACAAAGUCCUUUGUCUGAUUCUGCACCACAAACAUUUAUUCCUCUUUCUAAAAUCGUAAAAUACGGUGCUGGAGGAGUUAAAUAUUCUUGUGUUUGGCCGACAACAAAUGGAAACUUUGUUGGUGAAUCAUUAUGGUUUAUGUACACUGUUCCUAGUGAUGAUUGCAUUGUACAAGCAAAUAACUUUAAUAUGAUUGUUUAUCCAUCGGAAUCUAUUGGUGUUUCGAGAGUUGGAGAAACUUCUUUUCUUGUUACAAAUUUGUUUGCGGAAGGAUUGGCUUUGAAAGGCCAAGGAAACGUUGUUGACGUCAAAGAUAAGCAGUAUUAUGUUUUGUCUAAUGGUUUCUGUAUUAUUCCCGCUGCUCCGGGUGUUUAUUCAUCAUUUAAGAUGGACAGAUUCGAAUUCCAUCGAAUUUAUCCAACAAGAACUGUUUUAAACAAAACAAAGAUGAAUAUUGAUGAAACAGCUUUUUUGAUUACAACAAAAACUCCGCAUCCAAGUCAUAAUUAUGGCUUGAAUUCAAUGAGAUCGGCAUUGAGUUUAAGGAUACCAGUAUUCACGCAAAAACCAGAAGAUUAUCCAUUUAUUCCUUUACCUAAUUUCGUUCCAAGAUUUUUGGAUAGGAAGGAAGAUCCUUCUCUUUGGCCUUUCCAAAAGUUUAUCUUUUCCAAUCUCAUUUUCCCAACAUCUGUCAAGCAUGUUAUCAUAUCCGAUAAUGACGUGCAAUGGCUGGAUGACUUGUAUUACGUCUGCAACAGCGACAUGAAAGACAAUGCAAUGAUUAUUUCUUCUGUAACAUCAAGGAAAUUAAGUAAGGAAAGACAGAAGGAAAUAAACAGAAGAAAUGGAAGACCAUUGAUUUCAGGAGCUGCUUUUAUUAUAGAUAUCAAUAAAUUCCACGAAAUGAAUGGUGGAAACUACAUGUUUGAUGUUGUAAGAAUGCAUCAAAAGGCAGGAGGAUUGCAUGGAAAGAGAGGAAAUAACAUUAUGACUUUGAUGCAAUUUUACGUCCAAUCUUUGAUUGUUGAAGCUGAAAUUGGUGUCCAAAGAGGUUUGUCUAAUGGAUUGGAAUAUCACAAUGCUAUAUCAAGAGUAUGGCAAGUAUAUGAUUCAGAUCCAGCUCCAAGAGAUUAUCUAUGA